Pleurotus ostreatus (oyster mushroom) is the source of this 1419-nucleotide messenger RNA. RefSeq lists its product as uncharacterized. Lineage: Eukaryota; Fungi; Basidiomycota; Agaricomycetes; Agaricales; Pleurotaceae. The coding region runs from base 1 to 1419 and encodes 472 amino acids. Gene Ontology annotation, biological process: RNA polymerase II preinitiation complex assembly; transcription initiation at RNA polymerase II promoter. Gene Ontology annotation, molecular function: RNA polymerase II general transcription initiation factor activity. The record is from RefSeq and is a predicted model, not a curated record. The transcript is spliced from 6 exons. Gene Ontology annotation, cellular component: transcription factor TFIID complex.
AUGGACGAAGACCUCAUCGUGGUGGACGAUGUCGAAGCUUUGGAAAUGCAAGGAGCCACGUCCGGUACCUCAAACGGAGUAUCAGUCCCGCCAGAGUCUUUCUACCGCACUAGCCAUCGUCCUAUUCGACAAGCUGCAGAACAUGCCCUCGCGAGUACUUCACGGCUGAGAAGCAGUACACCUCUAUACACAGACAGCAAUGAACGAGCAACUCGGUCUUCGACUGCGAAGAAUAAGCCCCCACCUAAGCUGAAGUUGAAGCUUAGUGAGAAGGCCGCAGCGCAAGCCCCUGGAAUGUCGUUUCUGGGCCCAUACGACCGCGAGCUGGAUUCAGAUGACGAAGAGUUGUCGUUCGAGGAACAGUUCAUCCUUCGAAUGCCACCAGGUGAAGACUGCGAGCGUCUACGGAAGAUAGUUGCUUCUCGGGAGAUACCCAACGACGUAUGGUUUAGAUUCAAAGACUCGCGUCGAGCUCAGUUCCAUAUAUCCAAUACGACAUAUUCUGCCAAACUUGUGGAUCUUCCCUGUAUAGUGGAAGCACAAAAGACCUUGGACAAUAAGCAGAUGUUCAAGGUGGCCGACAUAUGUCAGAUGCUUGUUGUGGAGAACACGGUAGAAAAUGAAUCCUCGACGACAUCGCAAUCCAAGAACUUCAAUAUCGACGACUUCAUAUGGCCUCACGGCAUAACACCGCCCCUACACCAUGUACGGAAGCGUCGCUUCCGUAAAAGAGUGAACAAGCGAACGAUAGAAACGGUAGAACAAGAAGUCGAGCGUUUGCUUGACGAGGAUGCAGCCGCUGCCGAGGUUCAAUAUGAAAUUCUCGAGAAUGUCAAUCCUGAUCUUUCUGAUUCCGAAUUCAUCGAAAGAGCAGAACCCCUGGAUGCUCCUACUCCCGCAGUCUCUGACGGCGGUGACCCUACUACGCCCGGUCCUGACGGAGGUGACAUGGACGGUGACGAAGAUGAAGAGGGUGAAGGCGACAUAGAUGAGGAGCUUGCAGCGGAGUUGGAUAUGGCACUGGGUGACGAAGGAGGAGAAGACGAAGACGAGGAAGAGGAGGAUGACGAUAGCGAAGAAGAAGAUGAGGACGAUGAGGACGACGAGGAUGCCCAAGCAAGAAAACUACUGAACGAGGAAAUUAGAGAUCUCGAAGCCGCUGUUGCAAAGAAGAACCACGAGAUUGCUAGCUCUGCUAACCCGCUCAUCAAGAAACGGUUCGAGGAUGCUCUGAAGAAACUAUCAGGUGAUCUUGAAAUGAAGCUCGUUCAGCGCGAAGAAAUGAAGGAGAAGCAACGAAUGCGAAAAGAUGGGGCUUCGACGGACGGCGAACCGGAAGUUGUUGCUGGAGGUGAAAGCACUAGGAUGGUUAUUGAUAAUGAGGAUGAGGAGGGUGACCUCUUUGGCUCUGAUCCAUAA